This is a messenger RNA of Ictalurus punctatus (channel catfish), 1130 nucleotides long. It is a transcript of the gene med7, whose product is annotated as mediator complex subunit 7. NCBI's taxonomy places the organism in Eukaryota, Metazoa, Chordata, Actinopteri, Siluriformes, Ictaluridae. The record is from RefSeq and is a predicted model, not a curated record. Gene Ontology annotation, molecular function: transcription coregulator activity. The transcript is spliced from 2 exons. Gene Ontology annotation, biological process: regulation of transcription by RNA polymerase II. Gene Ontology annotation, cellular component: mediator complex. Bases 141 to 863 code for a protein of 240 amino acids.
AAGAUCAUUUUGUCCAAUCAGAGGGGCCGUUACAGGAGUUCCUCGCGCAGUGCGAACAGGAAAGCGUCAGAUUCCUAUGUUUUGUUAUAAGUUUUAGCAAGUGAUACAUAUACUGAUUGGAAAGUGGUUUGACCCUCAGAAUGGGUGAGCCACAGCAGGUCAGUGCCCUCCCGCUGCCACCGAUGCAGUACAUCAAAGAAUACACAGAUGACAAUGUACGGAAAGGACUGGCCCCUAAACCACCUCCUCCUAUUCGGGAUAAUUACAUGAUGUUUGGCAAUCCAUUCCAGUGUGAUGACCUCAUCAUCCGGCCCCUGGAGAGCCAGGGCAUUGAGAGGCUGCACCCAAUGCAGUUUGACCACAAGCGAGAGCUGAAGAAGCUCAAUAUGUCUAUCCUAAUUAACUUCCUGGACCUGCUGGACAUCCUGAUCAAAAGCCCAGGCAGCAUUAAACGUGAAGAAAAAUUGGAGGACUUGAAACUUCUGUUUGUCCACAUGCACCACCUGAUUAAUGAGUAUCGGCCUCAUCAGGCCCGUGAGACACUGCGAGUGAUGAUGGAGGUACAGAAGAGGCAGAGGUUGGAGACAGCGGAGCGCUUCCAGAAACAUCUUGAACGUGUUGUCGAGAUGAUCCAUGGCUGCCUUGCCUCACUGCCUGAUGAUUUGCCCCAGCCUGACACCUCUAGCAUGGCUGGAGCAGUGGUUUCAGGUUCAGGGGCGGAUGUUAGACUGAAAGCUGAGCCCAUGGAUGUGGAGGCUAGCUGCAUGGCAGAACAGACAGGCAAACAUGUACCCGCUACUACAAAGGAAAAAGUAUGGGAUAAAGAUGCUACAAUGUGCAGUAUCAUUGAUGAAAUGACGUAAAAUUAGUAAAUUUAUUUAUUUUAUUUUAUUUUUUCAUUUUGUUUUGUUCUGGGGUAAAUAUCAGAUUGAUAAAAAAAUGUAUUACAGCACAGUAGGAAAGCCGUUCAAGCUUUGGAGGGGAACUGUUUUUCUUAUUAAAUGUUCUUCCAAAUUCUGUACACAAUUAAAAUAAGGUAUUUUUUCAUCUUGUUUACAUCUUCUUAAACCAUCUUCUUGUUUGCAGAAAUUGUCAAUUACUCGUUUCUAAUAAAAACUUAUUUCUAAUUA